AUGCCGUCCCGGAAGGGCAGUCCCAAGGUCAAGACGGGCUGUCGGACAUGCAAGGCUCGAAAGGUGAAGUGCGAUGAGACCAAGCCCAAGUGCAAGCGGUGCAUAACGAGCGGCCGGCAGUGCGCCGGCUACGAGCCGGCGCUCGAACAUGGCCUGUCGUGGUACCGCCCCCAGCAAUUGACCGCCCACGACCAGCGCGAGGGUAGGGCGUUCCAGUUCUUCUCCCACAUGGUCGGGCCCGUCCUCUCCGGGCCCAUGGACGCCUACUUCUGGACCCAUCUGGUCGUGCAGUUCAGCCACUUCGAGCCCGCCGUGCGCCACGCCGUCUUGGCCAUCAGCUCGCUAUACGAAGACUUCCACGACGGCGCCCGCGUCACGCGACAGAAGCCCGGCAACGACUUCGCGCUGAGGCACUACGGUGCGGCCAUCCAGCGCAUCAAGUCGGCUGAGGACGAGCAGCUCGUGCUGCUGGUGUGCAUCCUCUUCAUCUGCGUCGAGUACCUCCAGGGCGACGUCGAGGCCGCCCUGCGGCAUUGCAAGCACGGCAUUGUGAUCCUCAACCGCGUGGGAUGCUCGUCCUGGGCUCGCGAACACAUCUUGCCCAUCUUCCGCCGCCUGAGUUUCGUGUCCUUCUACCUCGGCGCGAAGCCGCCGCCGGACGCGGCAGUACCGGGCCUGAUCGGAUUCGAAGUCCCGCUGCCCCCGGAGUUCGAGAGCGUCGCCGAGGCGCAGAGCGCCAUCGACGACCUGACUAUGCACAUGAUCGAGUACGUCUCGUCCGUCGACCGUUCCGCCUCUGACCGACAGGAGCUUGAGACGAGACUGCAGGAGUUCCACGCGAAGCUGAGCCGGUUCGACGCUACCAUACCGCCGUCCGACUCCUCGACGAAAAUCGCCAUCUGCAACAUGAUGAUGAAGUUCGAGAUGGCACGGAUACAGAUCGACACCAUACACGGCACGGCGGAAACGAGGUUCGACGAGCACACCGAGUCCUUCCGCAGGAUCAUGGCGCUCGGGCGCCGCGCCUCGCAGCUGAGGAAAGCGUUUCCCGACGAGCGGCCACAGGCUUGCUUCACCUUCGAGGCCGGAUUCCUGUCGUCGCUGGGGUUCAUCUCGAUCAAGUGCCGCGACCUACAAUUGCGGCUGGAGGCGCUGGCGCUCAUGGCCGACCUCCCCGCGCCCAAGGAGGGUUUUGUCGACGUCGGCACGCUGUACAGGGUCGGCCGGCUCGGCAUCGAGAUCGAGCACGGCGUCUCGCUCGCGGACGGCGAGAUAAAGAGGGACCCGGCCGCGCUCGCGGCGUUGUCAUUUCCGCCGGAGGAGAAGCGGUUCUUCGCGGCCCCCAUCGACCACGAGCUGGACGUGAUCAAGAACGAGGACGGCUCGGUCACGUAUCGACGGACCGUGUCGUUCCUCCGGCGCGACGCCGACGGCAACGUACACGCGCGGCAGGAGUAUCUCACGGACGAUCUGCCGGGGGCGGUUUCGUCUCAAGUGCCGUGUAUGAGAUGCUCUAAGCCUAUGUAA
Molecule: messenger RNA, 1527 nt
Organism: Colletotrichum higginsianum IMI 349063
Lineage: Eukaryota; Fungi; Ascomycota; Sordariomycetes; Glomerellales; Glomerellaceae
Product: C6 zinc finger domain protein
Exons: 2
Coding region: 1-1527 (508 amino acids)
Biological process (GO): regulation of DNA-templated transcription
Molecular function (GO): DNA-binding transcription factor activity, RNA polymerase II-specific; zinc ion binding
Source: RefSeq, a predicted model, not a curated record